GAAGUGACAUACAAUGUUCUCAUCCUGCCAUAUGCCGAAAUCAAGAAGGACGAUGUAAAAAAAUGGAGUGGUACCAGCACCAUAUUGACCCUUCAUCUUGAUGAACCCUUCGAUACUUUCAAAGCCCAGAUUCUCUGCAAGAUCGACAAAGAAACGUCUCCUGCUACUCUUUCCUUCGAUAACUACAAAGCAUUUUUUUCAAUUGUCCGAAUUUCACCAAAGCCAACCUCACUGUCCGACGAAGAUGACUAUAAGGAACUCAUCAAGUGUCUGAUGAAGAUCAAGGAACCAAUUGUAACGAUAUAUGUUCAAGAACUCUCUGACCUCAAAAAGGUAUGCCGUAAAGACCGAGCAUCUUACAAGGAGAAUGGAAGUAGUGGUGAGGAUAGCAGUGAUGAAGGGCAGAGAAGGAAAAGGAAAAAGAAGAAGACUCAAAAAACAAAGGCAUUGAAUCGGAAUAUCACAAAGUUGACAGAUCGUUGGGUAUGUCACAAGAAGCCAGGUUGUCACAGCGAACAUUGCUUCGUGAAUCCUGGAGAUGGUGGCUCCCACAUACCACUCUCGUUUCCGUUGCUUGAUUGUUGGGCAUCAGCAAUGGAAAAAGGCCCCGAGUAUGCGACACUUGAAAUGCCUCCAAAUCAUUCCCACUUCAGUAUGGUGCCGAUCGAGUUACUUGGCCAUCAAUCAUUAUUAGCAGUCCGUUGUCAACAACAACAGGCCAACGAGCAAGCAAAGAAACUGGUAGCAACACCUGCCCCUGCAUCCAGUGGGCCUGUUGUCAAUGUCAAUUUCCCUCCUGAGCUGUUCCAAGCGAUUCGAGGCCUUUCUGCACCCAUGGCAUCUCAGUUUCCGUCGCAAAAUCUGGCUCCUGCUAUGCAUCCUGCUCCAUCAUUGCUAUCUCCUGCACAACUUACUUCUCUGGGACCUCAAUUGACUCUCAUUGACUUCUGCUCGAUGUACGAAAUUUCUGAUACACUCCGAAAAAAACUCCUCGAACAUGGUUUCAAUUCUUCACACUCUCUUCGCUAUGUAACUAUUGAUGACUUGCAGAAGGUUGGCCUGCUUUGUGGGGAACUCGCAGAGCUGAAGGAUGCUAUCUCGCGAUGGUGUGGGGAGUAG
Suillus plorans is the source of this 1119-nucleotide messenger RNA. RefSeq lists its product as uncharacterized. NCBI's taxonomy places the organism in Eukaryota, Fungi, Basidiomycota, Agaricomycetes, Boletales, Suillaceae. The transcript is spliced from 4 exons. The record is from RefSeq and is a predicted model, not a curated record. The annotation marks the transcript as partial. Gene Ontology annotation, molecular function: nucleotide binding.